Molecule: messenger RNA, 747 nt
Organism: Cryptomeria japonica (Japanese cedar)
Lineage: Eukaryota; Viridiplantae; Streptophyta; Pinopsida; Cupressales; Cupressaceae
Exons: 1
Coding region: 1-747 (248 amino acids)
Source: RefSeq, a predicted model, not a curated record
AUGUUGUUUUUUUAUGCACCAAUCAAAGUUCUCCAUCUGCUACCUGAACCCUGGAAUUAUGCACCCUCGCUUUGUAGAUGCAAUGCAUGUUGGCAACCCAUUACCCAAGGCUUCUCCUUCCACUGCUCCAUUUGCCGCCUAGAUCUGCACCCAUCAUGUGCAAAUCUGCCCAGGAAAAUUAAAGACCGAAAUCAUCCGCACAAUAGUUUGGAUCUCUGUUUCAUUCCUCCCUAUCCGAGCAAAGCCUUUACCUGCAAUGUCUGUUUGCAAGAAAACCAACGUUCAUGGAAUUAUCACUGUUCUGAGUGCGACUACAAUGCCCAUGUGAACUGCACACAAAUACCUUUGCUCAGAGAAUCCCUGCUGAAUGAAACUUCUCAAGCUGUAACUCGGGCAUAUGUAGAUUACACUGCAAGCUCAGGCCCCCGUCAUUUGGAGAGAAGUUUCAGUGAGCCUCCCAGAUUGUUUUCUUUUCCUCGCCCAUCUUCGCUGCACAGCUGGUCGUCUUCUCAGAUGCAGCAGCAGCAGUAUCAACCCUUCCAAAAUCCAUAUAACACAAUGGGUAAUAUGUUUGUGAGGCCAACCAUCACAGCCAUUAUGCAUACUCUACUGGGAAGUGUAGUUCAAAGUUUUAUGAAUCCAGGUGGGGGUGGAGGAGGAGAUGGAUGGGGUGGUUUUGGGGGACUGAAUAGCUCCGGAAAUUUGUCUGAUAUUGCGGAAUCUAUAUUUAAUUUUCGAUUCUUUUAA